GAAAAAACCCUCUUGAAUAAUUCAAUUUGCAUUCACAUGUUCAUGAUUUCUAGGCGACAGAAGAAGACAUAUUCUGGCCUUGUCACGAGGUCAUAGAUCCAGCAGCUGCCUUGAUAGAAGAAUCUUGACAGAGGAGGAAGGGGAUCCACUUGUGCAGGUGGAGGCUGUUUGGACAGGAAGGGAGGAUGAGGGGAGAGCUGGACUCAGUCGGUCCAGAAGGAAGAAAAAGCCCUGUUGUCACCAAGGCUGGAAGCAGAAGGGAAGUGUGGGAAGGAACCUUGCAGAAGAGCCUGGGAGAGGAUUUUCUCCCUUCAGAUGUGCAGCGCCAGCAAUUCCGGCACUUCCGUUACCAGGAGGCUGAAGGGCCCCGAAAGGUCUGCAGCGAACUCCACCGCCUUUGCCUCCAGUGGCUGAAGCCAGAAAGGCACAGCAAGAAGGAGAUCCUGGACCUGGUGAUCCUGGAGCAGUUCCUGGCCAUCCUGCCCCCCGAGAUGGAGAGCUGGGUCAGGGAAUGUGGGCCAGAGAGCAGUUCCCAGGCGGUAGCCCUGGCAGAAGGGUUCCUCCUGAGCCACGCAGAUGACAAGAAUCCAGACCAGGAGGUGCAGGAACGGACCAAGUGUUACCCUGGAGCAGCUUUUCUGGGUAAGAUCAAAAGGGCCGUUGUACCCACUCAACAUCCUCUGAGCGUAGGUGGGCUGCCUGUAUUCCCCUGACCUCAGUCUAGUGUGGGAAUGAUGCUCACUCGAGCUUCUCAGUUUACAAAUAUCCAUUUCAGGAAGCAAAAACCUAGAAUCGAUUUGAAAUCUCGGCAAGCUAAUUGGAAGAAUAUUGGUUUAGGCCAUACCCUAUAUACCCUAUUUGCAUAGGGGUUACAUGGUUAACCAUUCGGGUAAUUACUUGGUAAAAAUUCUAGU
Molecule: messenger RNA, 914 nt
Organism: Eublepharis macularius
Lineage: Eukaryota; Metazoa; Chordata; Lepidosauria; Squamata; Eublepharidae
Product: zinc finger and SCAN domain-containing protein 31-like
Exons: 3
Coding region: 186-713 (175 amino acids)
Source: RefSeq, a predicted model, not a curated record